Messenger RNA from Marchantia polymorpha subsp. ruderalis, 5463 nucleotides. The record is from the annotation of a GenBank genome assembly. NCBI's taxonomy places the organism in Eukaryota, Viridiplantae, Streptophyta, Marchantiopsida, Marchantiales, Marchantiaceae.
AUAGGCGGCAGCAGCAGCAGCAGCCGAAGCAGCAGAGCAGAGCGGAAGAAGCGAUUGCCGAUGAGGUAAUGCAUGAGGAAUUGUUUUUGUUUUUGCGAGGGUGGACGAAACGAUGGUGGUGGGGAGGCAUGGAGGGAGGGAGGGAGGUGGGGGAGAGGACGGAGGCGUGAGUAGCUGCAGCAGCAGCAGCGGCAGUACGUAUUGACUCUUGCGUUCGGUUUCGCGUCUUCCAGUGGCAAAGCAAAGCAAAGCAAAGCAAGGCAGGAGGGCACGCCCGCGCAGAGAGAGACGAGGGAGGUGGGGAGGAAGAGAGAGAGAGAGUCAGUCGGUCAGUCAGUCGAGCGAAGCAGCGAGGCGCUGAGACGAGAAGGAUAGUAGAGAGGCGAUCACAUCGCUGCCGAAUCGUCGAGUGUAGAGGGAGAGGGAGAGAUUGAGAUUGAGAGGGCGAGAGUGUGUGAUGGAUGGGGGAGAGGGAUAGUUGUAGCGAAGAGAAAGAGAUGAAGAAAGGAUGGGAGGGUGAAAAAGAGAACAUGACGGAGCCCUCGCUUGUCCUCGUCUAUGUCGUGAUUGAUUGAUUGAUUGAUUGAUAAUCAGUUCGGAGGACGAGAGGGAAGCGAGACGGGGUCCGUCUGCUGGGUGGGUGGGUGCGAGGAGGGACGGACUAAGAAAUGAUGGCGGAGUGAGUGUGAAGGGUGGUAGUGGUGGUGCUGGGGGUUGUAAAGGGAGUAGGAAAGAGCGAGAGGCUCUUGGGCGAGGCAAAAGGGCUGAAUCGGUGACGCCGAGCUCGUGCGCACGGGUGGGGAGUGGGGAGGAGGAGGAAGAUAUGCCACAGAGUCAGAAUGGGCUCAGUGCGGAAACGGAAGAAGCAGGAGGAUGUGCCAAUGGGAGCGACGAUGAAAGUAUUAACGGGGGACUGAAAGGCAGCCCCAGGUGGUCACGAGUGAGCAGCGGUACCAAAGGAUGGCGUUUGAGAGGGGUGGAAUGGCGUGUGAAGCUUGGCGUCUUGCCAGGCAGCGCUGCCUCUGUCGAUGCGAUGCGCCGCGCCACUGCCGAUGGCCGUCGGAGAUAUGCAGAUCUACGAAGACGGCUGCUGGUCGAUCCUCACAUUAUGGACGAUGAUGAGGAAGAUACUAGCAUGGAUAAUCCACUUUCCCUCGAUCCUGAAAGCGUUUGGGGUCGGUACUUCCGGAAUGCCGAAUUGGAGAAGACUAUCGACAAGGAUCUUACACGGUUAUAUCCUGAGCACGGCAUCUUCUUCCAGAGUGCUCCUUGUCAGGCUAUGAUGCGACGUAUCUUGCUCGUGUGGUCCCUCAUCCACCCACAAUUCAGCUACCGUCAAGGCAUGCACGAAUUGCUUGCACCGCUGCUAUAUGUUCUACACGUCGAUGUUGUGCGCCUGUCACAAGUGAAGCAUCGAUUCGAAGACCUUUUUGAUGAUAGAUUUGACAGCCUGUCUCUUCAAGAAGACCAUGUGAGGGAUAAAGUGGAGUCGGCCAAGAAAUUUGUAGGGGAGAUGAUAAUAGCAGGAGACUCGAUAAAUUUCGAUGAUAAAGGGCAGAAAACUGCGGAUCCUGCAGCCGAUUCUGAUGAAAAAAGGGUUGACCUAAGUGUUAUCGUCCAGGGCAGCGAUAUGUAUGGAGUUGAGGGCGAGUUGGGUGCUCUUCUUUCAGCUCGAUUUUUAGAGCAUGAUGCUUACUGUAUGCUGGAUGCCAUGCUCAUUGGGCAGGGUGGGGCUGUGUCAAUGGCUGCCUACUUCUCUUCACCACCAGGUGUAAGUGUACCUCCAGUAAUAGAAGCAUCGGCUGCUCUCUAUCGGACCUUGGCUGCUGCUGACAUCUCUCUUUACACUCAUCUCGUGGAACUGGGGGUGGAACCACAGUUCUUCGCUCUUCGUUGGCUUCGUCUGCUCUUUGGGCGAGAGUUCAUUCUUGAGGACUUGUUGCGCGUGUGGGACGCUAUCUUAACAGCAGAUAACACUCCUCUUUUCGUGGAAGAUGGAGACGAGGAUAGCUGCAUUUUGAGGUUCUCCCAGAGAAGUGCGCUCAUCUCUUCUAUGGCGGUUUCAAUGCUUCUCUAUGUCCGGCCAGCUCUGCUUGCAGCCCCUGAUGCUACGGCCUGUCUGCAACGCUUGCUCAACUUUCCACAAAUUCCGGAUGUGAGGAACUUGAUUGAUAGUGCCAGGUCGCUUCAGCCUCUCGCACGAGCAGCUGAAAGAUCCCCGACCCCAACUGUACCAAGAAGCACUCGUGCGUCUGAAAUUAGUAGGAAUGGCAAGCAUGCUCGCAGUGGUAGUAUUUCUCCACCGACUACUACGCAUCAUGUCAUGCGUCAUCAAAAAUCAGCCUCGUGUUCUCCGGAUGUCUUAAGAGUGUCCAUGUCCUUGCCGGGAAGUUAUUGGGAAGAGAAAUGGACUCACUCUGUUCUUCAAAGGAAGUCUCCGGAGGAGCUGUUCAGCCCCAGGACAAGCAAGUUGGAGGCAGUCGUAAGGAAUCAGGAAAAUGUCGAUAGAGAUACGUCUUCGGCGAUGCUGAGCAGGAGUGUCAGCGAAGGAAGACAUCAGCUCAAUCUCCCAUUAGCUCAAUCUGCUGUAGCUCAGCCCGCGUCUGGUUCGCCUGACACUUCUCAGGAUUCCAGUGACGAAGAGGGAAGGGAGAUGCUGGGAAGAAGUGAGAAAGCCCCUGGAGUGACCAGAGACUCCAAGGACUCUUCGGCUGAGUCGGUUGCCAGUACGAGUGACUGUGACGGUUCUCGUGAUAGUGAUAGUGAGGGUCAGGAGUUAUUGAGUCAUCGUAGGGCAUCUACGGACGAAGAAGGUUCUGCGACUUCUCCAGCUCUAAGGUUGAAGCUUUCAUGCGCGGAUAGUUGUUUGGAGGAUGAAAAUCCUGGAAGUCCUCAGGAGACGAAAAUAAACUCUUGUGUCACUUCCGGUUGUUGUCAGAAGCCCGAUGAGCAGAAGAAGAGUAGCUCAGCUAAACCAUGUCAGAGAAGGGUUUCAUCGGACUCCCAAUUGCCGGUUUCCGGCAGCGGCGGUACUCUGGAGUCAGAUGUUAAACCUCGAAAUGUGUCUUCCUCAACUCAAAUGGGUAUAGAAACCGAGGCAGUUCGGCUGGGAGCUGAGAAUGGAAGUGUGUGUUUGCCGGUAAGCAGCAGUAAUUCACCCCUUCAUGAAGAAAGUACUAAAGUAAAAUCACCAUGUGUUUCGGAUUCACAAUUAAGAAUGGGUAUUGUAUCUAGUGCAAGUUGCGAAAACUUGAAGUCACAGGAUGCAGAGUCUACACGUACUUCCCAAUCUCCCUUACCCGAAUCUGUAGUUGAGGGCCAAGGAGGUGACCGAAGUGGGGUGGAGGAUACGUCAAGAAGUGUCGAUAGUUCACCUCUUCCAUCGAAGUUCAAAGCCGAGGCUCCUACAGCGCAACCAGCACGGUUAGGCAGGCUGAACUGGGUUUGGAGUCUCGGCCGGGCCAGCUUUGGAGACAAAACAGCUCCCAGCAAAAUUGAAACUACGACUAGCUCAGUUGUCCAUCCCACGAGUGGAAAUGUUAGUGACACCGAGGGAUUAGGCAGUCCUCUUGCUAAUGGGGUGAGGAAGCCGAAGCGGUGGUGGCGUUCCAACAAUGACGUGGUGCCUGAAGAAUUUGUGGCAACUACUAGCAGUGAUGACAGCAUUGCUGCUGAGCAUUCUGCUGUUACUCUGCAAGUCGAUGAUGUGAAGAACACAAAUGAGUCAGUUUUCAUUGGCUCGGGUGUGCUGCAGAAGGAGGAUGUGUCAGUGGAGACACAAGUUACUUCUCAAGAGGCCGUUAAGAAGCCAAAGGAGAAAACUCCCUCAGCAGCUUUGCAAGCACUUGGUCAGGCAAUGCUGGAGCACGUUCAGGUUCUUGAGUCUUCUUUGGCCCAAAAAGCAUCGGUUUUGGGCAUGGAAACCAUGAUGUGGACUCCCGCCGUUCGAGAAAAAAGUGAGGGCACCAGGAGUAGUCUUGGUGGCAAGAGUCAAGCUGCAGCUUUAGCAGCUAUCGCUGAGCUUCGAAAAAUUAGCAAUGCUUUACAGCAAAUGUAAUUUUGUAUGUAGAAUAUGAGAAAAAGUCUUUCAGGCAACCACUGACAUCCUCCUCUUAAUCCAGUUUUUGUGUCCAAACUCUGCAAACAGGAGUUGGCCUUUAGGGUAGCAAGAAUUUGACUGACUUUUAUGACUUCCAUCUUAUCCAGCGCCUUGACCACAUUGGACGAGUGCACGUGUAUCCGAUCCCAUUAAGAGCACAGAUAAAACAUAGACUGAUUACUCUCUAGAUUCUUUCUUAGAACCAAAGAAAGGGCACCAUUGUGACCUACCACCAUUUGUAAGUGCAGCGCCAAGUUAUUGUACAGUAGGAUAUGGGUUGAACGGCCGACUUCAAAGAGCAGGUGGCCGAGAACCAUGACGACAAGUUUCAAAGAUGACAUCGAGUUUGAAGGGCUUUCUCUAUCAGUUACUGUACAUACCAAGUGGGCUGAUUCUCGAGAUUCCUUAUAUACAUAUUUUUGAAGUGAAGUAAAGGCUUGGCUGCACAUUCUGCUUUGAGUUCUACCGUCUUAUGGAUUGCUGCAGAAAUGGGGUGGCACAAAGAGUGGUUUGCUUGUAACUGUUGCGGAAGAAUUGGAGUGACAAACACCAGUGGAAGUUGCAGCCUAACACGUAGUGGACACAAGACGUUGAGUUCGUUGCGACUCGUGUCGAGGUGAUUCUGGAGCUUAAAGGGUAUACAUCUGCAGAGGAAGGUCGAACUUGACUUAGAGCUUGUACUGGAACGUUAUUGACGGUGCUGAUCUACAGAGCCACAGCUUGGGUGAAAUUCGUGUUUUCAGGACUAGAAGUCGAAAGACUAACUUCUUGGCUAGGGUUAGUGAAGGUCGGGGAACUAUGCACUUAGUUGAUCAGGCUUUUGCCAAUACAGGAUGGAUUUGCAUCUAUAAGUUCAGUCCGGCUUUGCAUGUUACAGAAUUGUUGCAGAGAUAUUUUUGCCUCCGAUAAUUCUUCGCCACUGAGACCCUCGAAUGUCGAAUGCCGCGUAGGUUGGUUCAUUAGUGUACUCGAUGAAACUCCUGGAAUUUUCGUGAUGUCGAAAAACCUCGACAUUGAGCGUCCAAGAUGCCUUCGAAGCUCUGGCUGGCUGUACACAGGGAUGUAACAAACCAUUCUCCGCGGAGCCUCGGCCCUUCUCUUGUAUACUCUGUCUCGCUUUCCUUGCAGCUGACAUAUAUGUUUACUUGAACAACUUUCCCUUCUUCUGGCAACGACCGAGGACCAUGAACUUCAACAUCUCACGAUUCUUCAGCGCAGUUCGUUCACAGACACUGCCCCCAGCUCUCGUUCAGGCAUGGAUAUCCAGGUAAUGUGGUAAGUUCAGCGGAUGCUGUUGGACAAGAACAGGGCUCCUGUACAUCAGGCCCCCACGUCAAGAUGUCAUUACAGACGAUAGUAUCGAA